GCUGGACGUCACCGGAAGCAGAUGUGGAUGUUUUGAGGCCACGAGUAUAGUGUGGGGGGCACAGCGUCCCAUAGCAACGUGAGCCAUGGCCAGGCACCGGAAUGUGCGGGGAUAUAACUAUGAUGAGGAUUUUGAUGAUGAUGAUCUUUAUGGACACUCUGUGGAAGAUGACUAUGGCAUUUCACCAGCGACAGCUGCUCAGUUUAUAUAUUCCAAACGCAACAGACAUCAGAGUUUUACAGAGCCGUUAGAAGAAGAACAUGAAGAUGAUGAACAUAUGGAAACUAAGGCUGCAGACAUAGCUCUGAGUUCUGUGGAUCAAGCUCGUCUCUACUCAUGCCUUGAUCAUAUGAGAGAGGUCCUGGGGGAAUCUGUAUCCGAGCAAGUUAUGAUUGAUGCCGUCUUGCAAUGUAAAUUUGAUCAAGCGAAGGCUCUGGACCUUAUAUUUCAGCAAGAUUGUAACAAAAAUCUAAAUUCUGCAACUAAUGACUUGGCAUCUUUUGGGAGAUUAUCAAAAGGAAAGACCAGAGAAUUGCCAUCACCUGAAACACAGUAUGAAAUUGUUCCAAAAAUUGCCAAAAUGAUUAUCUCUGGAAAGAAACAAACAAUGGGAUUUGAUAUUCCAAGUGCAGCACCAGAACAAAAUGGACAAACGUUUAAUUCUUACAUGAAAGGCCAGGCUGUAGUUGAAGCUGUGGAUGAAAUGGAUAAUGCCUCACAAAAUGCACAAACUUCAAACACUUCCCAGAUUCAAGAGGAUCUGAAUUCUACUCCAAACCUUGGUAAAAAUACCAGUAAAUCUAAACAAAAAAUCAAUAUUAAAGAAGAGUUGGAGAAAAGACAAGGAGGAAAACCGCUGCUUAACCUUGUUGUAAUAGGUCAUGUUGAUGCUGGAAAAAGCACCCUCAUGGGACAUUUAUUAUACCUCUUGGGACAUGUGAACAAAAGAACCAUGCAUAAAUAUGAACAGGAGUCCAAGAAGGCUGGGAAAGCAUCCUUUGCAUAUGCUUGGGUGUUGGAUGAGACUGGAGAAGAGAGACAGAGGGGUGUCACCAUGGAUGUGGGAAUGACUAAGUUUGAAACAAAGUCUAAAGUGAUAACAUUGAUGGAUGCUCCUGGGCACAAAGACUUCAUUCCCAACAUGAUUACAGGGGCAGCACAAGCGGACGUGGCCAUUUUGGUUGUAGAUGCCAGCCGUGGAGAGUUUGAAGCAGGUUUUGAAGCUGGUGGACAGACGCGUGAGCAUGCACUGUUGGUCCGCUCUCUUGGUGUAACCCAACUUGCCGUGGUGGUCAAUAAAAUGGAUCAGGUUAACUGGCAACAGGACAGAUUUCGUGAAGUCACCAGUAAACUUGGGAGCUUCUUAAAACAAGCUGGUUUUAAGGAAAGUGAUGUAUCCUAUGUCCCUACGAGUGGUCUUAGUGGAGAAAACAUGAUCAAGAAGAGUACAAUUAGUGAACUCACAAGUUGGUAUAAGGGACCAUGCCUGAUUGAACAGAUUGAUUCCUUUAAAGCUCCUCAACGUUCUGUGGAAAAACCUUUUAGACUAUGUGCAUCAGAUGUCUUCAAGGAUCAAGGCUCUGGAUUUUGUGUGACUGGUAAAAUUGAAGCUGGCUUUGUUCAAGUUGGUGACAGAUUGUUUACCAUGCCUCCCAAUGAAACCUGCACUGUUAAAGGAAUCACAUUGCAUGAUGAAGCAGUUGAUUGGGCAGCAGCAGGAGAUCACGUUAGUCUCACAUUAACCGGCAUGGAUAUCAUCAAAAUCAAUGUUGGCUGUGUAUUUUGCUGUCCAAAUGAGCCUAUAAAAGCAUGUACCAGAUUCCGUGCCCGAAUUCUCGUCUUUAACUUUGAAGUUCCUAUUACCCAAGGAUUUCCGGUAAUUAUCCAUUAUCAAACUGUAAGUGAACCUGCUACAAUCAAGAAACUAAUCAGCAUACUACACAAGAGCACAGGAGAAGUGGUAAAGAAAAGGCCCAAAUGCCUAACGAAAGGAAUGAACGCCAUUGUGGAGCUGCAAACACAGAGACCCAUUGCCCUGGAACUAUAUAAAGACUUCAAAGAGCUCGGCAGGUUCAUGCUGCGUUAUAGUGGAUCUUCAAUAGCUGCUGGAGUUGUCACAGAGAUAAAAGAAUGACACUAAUAACCAAGAGGACUUUCACAGCAUAACUAAAUAAAUUCAGAUUGGACAUCUGAUUUUUUUUAUUUUAUUUUUUGACUUCCAGAAGGCCUGGCUUAAGACAUAAAGUGCAAUUAAAAGACAUACAAAAGGUUUAGGAAAACCUCAACUAACUACCAAAUGGAGACAGACUACCAUCAGAUGCAUGCCGUGGAACAAAGAACACAGGCUCCUCCUGUGCUCAGACUGGCUUGUUAUCCCUGCUGAAGUGCUACUACAUGUCUUGUUACCGUCCAAAAGCAGAUGAAUGCAGCUGCUUCUGACAAUUUAAUUUAUUGACAAAAUAUUCUGGAUCAAACAAAGGACCCAACAUAUCAUGACCAGCUGACAUGUUUACAACUCUCCUUUCUAAUAUGUCUACAACUUUAAUUUCCCUUCUUUUAAAUUUGGUUUUUCUACUUAAUGGCUCUCUGUGAAAUGAAACAAGAUUGAAAAGCCCUUUCUUCAUUUUUUUUUUUUAUUAUUUCUUAAGCAGACCUGUAACAUAAAAAUGCUUACAUUGAUUUUUAAGUUCUUAAAAACAAAGAAAUUGUUCAUGUUUUGUUGAAGUUUCAAAACUUUAUUUUUUUUAAUCAAAUAAUCUGUAGACCAUAAAUUGUGUAUACUUAUCAUCAGAACCAUAUCAUGGUUCCCUUACCACCUAUAAAACGUUAUAAGUAUUUUAAAAGAUAGCAGAUGAACAACCAGUCUGCAUGUCAGAUGCAUGCUGGGAAACACAUUAUGUAGGCAAAAGUGAUGCUGCAAGCACAAAUGGGAUUUUUAAAAUCAUCUUAGCUGAUGACUGUUCAAAAGCAAAACAUGAACUUUUUUUUAUAGUCUCAUAUGAAGUUUUCUUUUUUGUUUGUUUGUUUUUGUUCUUUGUAACAGGUCUACUUUACUAUUUAAAAGCAUGGUAAAAGGCAAAAUGUAAUUAAUAAAACUAAAAAUUGCUGUGUAUAGUGUUGUAGUGGAGAUUGUGCCAAGAUUUGACUAAUUUCAUAAAGCAAGCAAAACAAAUCUUGAGUAUGGAGUAAUAAAAAAGAAAAAAAAAAUGGUUUGAGCAUCA
This is a messenger RNA of Pelobates fuscus (common spadefoot toad), 3221 nucleotides long. It is a transcript of the gene HBS1L, whose product is annotated as HBS1 like translational GTPase. Gene Ontology annotation, biological process: translation. The record is from RefSeq and is a predicted model, not a curated record. The coding region runs from base 86 to 2134 and encodes 682 amino acids. Gene Ontology annotation, molecular function: GTP binding; GTPase activity. The transcript is spliced from 18 exons. Lineage: Eukaryota; Metazoa; Chordata; Amphibia; Anura; Pelobatidae.